AUGAGGUACUCGUGCCACCAUGGCUCUCCCUGGGCGGGGCGCGACGGUGCAGCAGUUGUGGUGGCAACCGCAGGGGCGACGUGCUCCACGACGAUUCUCGCACUGGAGCGUGCCAACGCCUCGCUCACACGCGACCUCGAGCAGUGCCUUGAGAUCCUGCGUGACGCGCGCGCAUACACCGACGAGGUGGAGAGGGUGCUAGCCGCCGUCCCCGCCUUCGCGCUGGCCUUGCAGCGUCACCUGCAGGGCAUGAUGCUCUUGCAGCACGGUGUGUUCCUCGAGAACGCGGCUGCACAAUUCCGUGUGUGGCGCAACGACCGCGAGGCGUUGCUUGCCGCCUUCGAGGAAGAGGCUCAGGACGCGUACGUGGCGUACAGGUGCCAAGUAGACGAUCUCGUCGAGCAACACGAGAAUGAAGUAGAAGAGGUGCACAGUGAGUGGCGCCGUACGCUGGAGGAGAUGCAGGCGGAGGCGGCCAGAUUAACGCAACGAAUUUCGUCGGUUGACGAGGACGCGAAGGAGCGAGAGGCGCGGUAUGCACUGCUGAAAAAGGCGGCCGGAGUGAUUGAGCAAAAGCGUGGCAGCGGUGGCGGACGCAGCCGGGCGACGCAGGUGAUGCCAGUAUCAGUGGCGGUGGGGUGCCAGACGGCGGAUGUUUACAUGCGUACCAUUGCUGUUCAAACGAUGGACGAUGACCUUGAGCAGCAGCAACAGGAGCAGCGUGCCCGCAGUAUUCCCACUUCGCCCUUGCUUCCGUCUGAACCAGAAACGAUUGAGAAUAUACAGCAGCAUAAGCAGGUGGUUGUGGAGGAAGAAAAUGAGCCAGAGCCAGAGCCAUUUUCUGAAGUGCCUGUGGCGUUCCCAGGAGAAACACCACAAGAAAGCUCAGUGCUGCGCGUGGCACUGGAGCAACGGAAGCUCGACGAGAUGGAGCUCCGCAGACUCCGUUUGGAGUUGCAACAGCUCCAAGAAGAAUGCACUCAGGAGAGAGAAGCAGCACUGACGGCGCGUGUGAAGUGCUCUGUGCUUGAGAGCAUGCUGCGGAAACAGUCGCAGGAAGUCA
Molecule: messenger RNA, 1063 nt
Organism: Trypanosoma grayi
Lineage: Eukaryota; Euglenozoa; Kinetoplastea; Trypanosomatida; Trypanosomatidae
Exons: 1
Source: RefSeq, a predicted model, not a curated record